Quercus lobata is the source of this 1230-nucleotide messenger RNA. Its product is annotated as G-type lectin S-receptor-like serine/threonine-protein kinase CES101. Lineage: Eukaryota; Viridiplantae; Streptophyta; Magnoliopsida; Fagales; Fagaceae. The record is from RefSeq and is a predicted model, not a curated record. The coding region runs from base 1 to 1230 and encodes 409 amino acids. The transcript has 3 exons.
AUGGCAAGCAAAUCACGGAAACUUAUGCUCGGUUUUGUCUGUUUGCUACUCUUCCUGGGGCCAUCUUCCCAGCUAGACAGAUUAUUGCAAGGACAGGAGCUCAAGGAUGGGGAUGAAUUAGUUUCUUCUCAAGGAAAUUUUAAACUAGGAUUCUUCACGCUUGAAAUGUGGGUUGCCAAUCGAGAUGCUCCAAUCUUUAACAAUUCUGGAAGUCUUACCAUUGAUGAUUAUGAGAACUUGAAAAUUUCAUACAAUGGGAGUCUUUCUAUUGUACUAUAUUCCGGCCAAGAAGCAAGUAAUGCAAGUGCUGUUCUACUUGAUACUGGUAAUUUUGUACUGCGCGAAACGAUUUCAGAGCGACAAUUGUGGCAAAGCUUUGAUUAUCCUACUCAUGCACUUGUGCCAGGAAUGAGACUGGGAGUUAACUGGAAAACGGGACAUACUUGGUCUCUAACAUCAUGGAGAGGCGUGCUGGUACCUGCAGCAGGGUCCUUUACCCUUGCUCUGGAACCUUACCUUAAUCGAUUGGUCAUCUUGUGGCGCGAGAGCCUCUAUUGGACUAGUCCUAGUGUGCAUUUCAACUCAACUUCGAUGGGACUAACAUUGCAUGGCUACAAUUUUAACUACAUAUCGAAUGUGAAUGAAACGUACUUAAAUUACACUGGUGUGGAAGAAAAUUACAUGGAAGAAAAUUACAUAACACGAGUUAUUCGACCACUAAAGAUAGAUUACUUCGGAAGACUUUCUGAUGAGUUUGACACUCUAGUUGAUUGUAAUUUUACUAAUUUUUUUACAAAUCAGUUUACAUUAUUCCAGUUUAUUAUCGGAUGUAAGGCGCAGUGCAGGAGUCAUGAUGAUACAUUUACUCCAGUUUCCAGUUCCAUGAAGGAUGGAUUCAAGUUUGAUGAAAGUGACAACCUGACCCGUAAGGAUUGUGAGGCGAAGUGCUUCCACAAUUGUUCUUGUGUUGCUUAUGCAUCUACAAAUCAGGUUGCCCAAACUGGUUGUGAGAUUUGGAGAACAACCGAUAGAUUUAUUGGAUUUUCAAAUCCUAAUGCACGGACAAUAUACUUCCUUACUUCAGCAUUUGCAAAAAUUAAAGAAAACAGGAGGGCAAAUAGGUCGCAAGUGACCAAGCGGUGGAUAUGGCUCAUCGUGGCAGUAGGGUUAAAGUUGAAAUCCAUGUCGCGCUCCCAACCGAACAGCUCCAUCGAGGUCGAUCUUUUCUGA